Molecule: messenger RNA, 1567 nt
Organism: Trachemys scripta elegans
Lineage: Eukaryota; Metazoa; Chordata; Testudines; Emydidae
Product: transmembrane and death domain protein 1-like
Exons: 1
Coding region: 591-1478 (295 amino acids)
Biological process (GO): signal transduction
Molecular function (GO): protein binding
Source: RefSeq, a predicted model, not a curated record
AACCUGACCACCUGGCACAUUCGGGGCCAGUAUUUGUUCCGUCCCACCAGCUUGUGCUGUGGUCAUGGCAGGCCAGGCCAGGAGAGGGGUGGCUGUUCAAGACCCUCAGAACCUUGCCAAUAGAAGGGCUCCAUGGUUAACCCAAUGACCGUCCUCGCUCAUGUAUUUUUGUUAAACUCAGGAGUGCGGGGGCUGGAUCUGCAAAGACUUGGGUGCCCCAAUCCAAAAUUUAGGUGCUCAAAACCCCUGCUCAGCUGCUGCCUAACGUCGUUAGCACCUAAGUUUCCACUGGUGCGCGUACUUGAGUGCUCAUUGGGGCAGAGAGAGAGAGUGUGAGUGACUAUAGCCCAGUGGUGAAGAAACUCACCUGGGAGAUGAGUCCACAGGAAGAACACAUGUGGGGUGAGUGUGCUAAUGACUGGGCAGCCCCACCCCCUUUUUGUGUGGGUGGACGUGGACUGAUCUGUUUUAGGCACCUAAAGUUAGGCGUUGGGAUGCUGAGUCUAUCUCCUACAUGGGUCUAGCCCCAGAUCUCCUUAUCCUGUACUGACAUUCUCUCUGCUCAGGGUUCUGGUCCCCGUUCUUCUGUGAUGUUUCAGACCGUAGGAAUCGGACUUCUCUUGCUGGUUACGUGUGGUUCAUGUGAGGAUACGGCAGCUGAUGAUAUAGGAGUGCACAUGAUGGGCCGCAUAUCUGAGCUCCUUUCCCCGGAGGAAUGUCAUGAGUUCUACACUCAGAUCACCGGCCCUGAGGAGAACAUGGAGAAAGCGCUGGAGCGACUCUCUGAGGCGAAGAACCCAAUCCGCUCCCGCCACCGGCGAGACAUCAUCAGCACAGAACAGUGCAAAGACGUCCUGACCCAGUGGCUUGAGGUGGAAGGAGAUGCAGUGUACUGGGACCGUCUCUCCCGAGCUCUCCGCCAGAUUGGGCGCCCUGACAUCUCCCAGGAGCUGGGCAAGAACUUGAACCAGGACAAGAACCUUGAGCUGAAGAGGAACGUGGAAGAAUAUCACAAGGGGGUGGAACAUCUGACCUCCUUGCUCCUGCUGGAGGAGGAUGAGAAAUAUGGCGAGACAAACCAGCACAUCAGAGCUGGGCGAGCAGGUGGGAAAUCCCGCAGGGCGAGCAGAUCGAUGCAGGAAGGCUGGGGUGACAUCGACCUCAUCAUCGAAAGGAAACCACUCCCUCCGUACAACAGGAGCCUCUUUGAAUGGCUCAAUCCGGUGGCUUCUGGCUUCAUCGGAGGGUUUUUAACCUCUUGCGUCCUCAUGGCACUUGCUAUUUACUCCUUCCUCUGGACCCUGAACCGAGACUCCCUGGAGACUUCCCAUCAUAACCCAGGGCCCCGGCCUGAGCGUGCGGCUCACAACCCCUUGUUCGAGUACGACCUCAACUAUGCCUUGAUUUUAGAUGAAGACUUAGGGGACAGUUUGGAUGGGGAUGCUUCCGACGACACCAGCUUUGAAGGGGAGCCGUAAUUUGAACCUGAAACUUUUCCAUCUACAGCCCCAUGGGGCGCAGCCAAUAAAAUGCUCCUGUUUAUGGAAUCGAGCCCAGGAGUUUGGUU